This is a messenger RNA of Cercospora beticola, 2700 nucleotides long. RefSeq lists its product as uncharacterized. Gene Ontology annotation, biological process: mRNA processing. Lineage: Eukaryota; Fungi; Ascomycota; Dothideomycetes; Mycosphaerellales; Mycosphaerellaceae. Gene Ontology annotation, cellular component: spliceosomal complex. Gene Ontology annotation, molecular function: mRNA binding. The record is from RefSeq and is a predicted model, not a curated record.
AGCUGCGCAAUUGUGCUCGUUGGACGUCGCGGUCCUAUCACACCGAGACGGUAUCUUAGCGACCAAGACGAACAGAAUGGCCAACCCGUAUGGCCCACCAGGCUACGGCGCGCGCCAGCCUUCCUAUGGCGGCGGAGGAUAUGGCGCCCCAGGAAUGGGAGCACCGCCAGCUUUCGAUGCUCCGCCGGGCAUGGCGCAAUCACCUGCUGGAUACCAGAGUCAAUUCCAACCUCCGCCAAAUAUGCCCAACAUCAACUUCAAUGCACCAGUCAUCCGCUUGGGCGUGGACGGCGCGCGGUCAGACGGGCAAGGUGGUAAUCGCGGCGAUCGAGGUGAUCGAGGACCACGAGGCGGCAACGCAGAACCGCUUGGAAACAGAGGCAGAGCAGGUCUAGGAGCAGGUGGCAUGGAUUCGCGCAAUCUGGACCGAGAUCGAGAAAAGCUGCGUGAGAACAUGCAGGCGCUCAACCCUCCUACCAGAGAAGAAGUAGCGCGCACCAUCUUUGUGGGAGGACUGGGCAAGGAAGCACCGAGCGACGACAAUCUGGCCUCCAUUCUGCGUUGUGCAGGCAAACUAAGACGAUGGACUCGCGCAAGAGACGCAGAUGACAACAGGUGCAAAUUCGGCUUCGCAGAAUUCGAGGAUGUCGACAGUCUGGAGGCUGCCUUUGAGAUCUUCCGCGACUUGGAAGUACCCAUGUUCAAUGCAGACGGCUCUGUGCAAAAGGACGACGAGGGCGAAGUGAAGAAGAUGAAGCUUUUGGUAGUUGUGGACGAGGAGAGUCAAAAAUACAUCGAGACAUGGACAAGCAAGCGAAAGGAAGACGAGAACAGUCGACAGUUCCGCUUGGACAGUGCCAAGGAUGAGCUGCGAUCAUUCCUCGCAAGUCUUUCGAACGACGCUGCUCAUGGAGCGAAUGGCAUCAAUGGCGCGAACGGUGACGUCGAAGGCGAUGCUGCAAUGGGAGAUGGAUCUGGGGCUAAGGACGACGGAGUCGAACUCAUUACGAUAAAUGCCAGUAACUUGGACGAAGAGCUUGCAGAUAUUCCUGCCGAACAGAGAGCUACUGUCGCGGAAGAGAUCAAAGCUUUCCGCGAUCGAUCCAAUCGACGCGAUGUCGAACGUCUGCGUCGAGAGGAAGAACUUGAGCGUGAGGAGCGGCAACGCAACGGUGGUGCUCCUCGUGUCAACCGAUUGGCAUCACCUCCUCCGAACGGCGCUCCAGCAGGCCCAGGCGGUGCAAACGGCAUUCCCGCAGGACCUCGAGGCCAGCAAGGUGUGCAAGGCGCUCCCGCGGGGCCAAAAGGAUAUCGCGGUGCACAGCUACCAAGCGACUAUGUGAAUGGGGUGGUUUUUGUUCCCGGAGCUGGUCGUUAUGGCCGACCUGCACGAGUGGAGCUGAACCGUGAAGACGAAGAUGCAGAGGAGUCUGAUACAGAGCUCGAGCGCCGGCGGGAAGAGCGACGUAAUGCAGAGCUCACAAAUGAGUUCAAGGAUCAAGUCGAGAGAUGGCAAAAGCGAGAACGCACACGUGGCAUGGCUCAGGAAAGAGAGAAGAAUCGCGAAGAGGCCGAGCGACGUAACUUGGAGAGAGCGAAAGAGGAUAUGCUCAACAAGCUGGCCAACUGGAACGACGAUGAAGAGGCUACUAAGGGAAGAGAACUCUACUACAAGGACCGUUCUGUCUGGCUACGUGAGCGAGAACGUGCACGGGAAUUCGAACGAAGAGAAGACGAAGCGGACCGCAGAGCUGAAGAGCGCGAGCAAGCCGAAGAGCGUCGUGCCAACAACGAAGCCGACGACUUCCUCGACCAGCUCGGCGACAAGAUGGACACACGACCCGACCAACCCACUCCCGCAGCAGCAGCUCCCGCGGGUUUCAAGAUCUCCCUCGGCGGAGCUCGCGCUCGCCAACCAGCCGCAGCCGCUGCUCCCCGCAAACCCAUGGCCGAUGUCGAAGGCCUUCUCGAAGACGAAGAAGACGCCGCCGCAGCAGGCGCCAAACGUCUCGAUCUCAAGCCACUCCAGGACACUAGCACGGUCCCAAUGCACGGCCAAGACCUCACAGACGAAGAACGCGCCGCAGCGCAAAAACAGCUCGCAGCCGAAAUCCCCACCGAUACAAACGAACUGUUUGCACAUCCCAUCAAGUGGGAAUCGCUCACGCCUUCUCUCAUUGACGCGCAGAUUCGGCCGUUUGUGGAGAAGAAGGUUGUGGAAUAUCUUGGUGUGCAAGAGGAUCUGAUCGUGGAUACUGUUAUUGAUGGUAUUCGGGAGAAGAGGGCCGCGUUGGCGAUCAAGGAGGAUUUGGAGGGUGCGUUGGAGAACGAGGCUGAGGUUAUGAUGAGGAAGGUCUGGAGAAUGAUGGUUUUCUUGGGAGAGUGUGAGAGUAGGGGCUUGGGUUCAUGAGUGGAUGGAGAGAUCCGAGUCGAGCGAGGCGGAGGCUGCGAAAUUGGUUUGUGGAUAGAUGCAUCUGAGACGAGGCGUGCGUCUCUUCGCGAAAAUGGACGAGCUGUAUGAUAUGGCGAGGCUGAACCUGGAGGAUGGAUCAUGACGAUUAGCGUCAGCUUGUCUCGAUCGCAAGAUUGUAUAGUAUGAAAGACUACCAACUUCCCGCGAGUCGAGGGACCUCUCUGCAAUAAACACAAAAACGGCCGCAGCGCGAUCCGGGAAGUGUCCUCCAUGCCUUUGAUGUCCUC